GCAGAGCAGUGCUCCAGAGCAGGGCUGCUUCUCCUCUGGGCCUUUGCAGAAGGAAGGAUCCAGAGGCACAUUUCUGACCUGCUCCAGGUCACCGGUCCCUGACCAGGCGUCGCACCACCGGGCCCAGAGGCUUCCCGAGCCCGCCAGGAUGGAGAAGGGCAGAAAGCGUCCCAGGGACCACUGUGGCCACUCCACGCGUGUGCGCCACCGUCAGCCCCCUGUGGCCCCCGCGGGCUCCGGGGCUAGCGACACCCACGCCCUCCCGGGACACCGACCUGAGGAACUGAAGGAAGCCUCUGAACCCCAAGGCCAAGGCCAAGGCCCCAGCAGGCGCCUACAGGGCUCCAACCUCCAGGCAGGUGCGAGCAAAGAGUCCCCGUCUUCUCGGCCUGCAGCCCGAAGGCCAAGGCUGAAGGGACAAGCCGCCAAGGAGGAGAAGGAGGGGCAGUGGGUGCCCAAAGGGGACCCCGAGGAGGCCCUGAAGGUGCGAGUGCUGCUGGCUUCUUUUUCCGAGGAGCAGCUGACCCGGUACGAAGUGUACCGCAGGUCCGCCUUCCCCAGGGCAGCCUUGAAGCGUGUGGUCCAGAGCGCGGCGGGCGGCGCCCCGGUGGAGCACAAUGCGCUCAUCGCCAUGGCCGGGGCCCUGAAGGUGCGAGUGCUGCUGGCUUCUUUUUCCGAGGAGCAGCUGACCCGGUACGAAGUGUACCGCAGGUCCGCCUUCCCCAGGGCAGCCUUGAAGCGUGUGGUCCAGAGCGCGGCGGGCGGCGCCCCGGUGGAGCACAAUGCGCUCAUCGCCAUGGCCGGGGCCCUGAAGGUGCGAGUGCUGCUGGCUUCUUUUUCCGAGGAGCAGCUGACCCGGUACGAAGUGUACCGCAGGUCCGCCUUCCCCAGGGCAGCCUUGAAGCGUGUGGUCCAGAGCGCGGCGGGCGGCGCCCCGGUGGAGCACAAUGCGCUCAUCGCCAUGGCCGGGGCCCUGAAGGUGCGAGUGCUGCUGGCUUCUUUUUCCGAGGAGCAGCUGACCCGGUACGAAGUGUACCGCAGGUCCGCCUUCCCCAGGGCAGCCUUGAAGCGUGUGGUCCAGAGCGCGGCGGGCGGCGCCCCGGUGGAGCACAAUGCGCUCAUCGCCAUGGCCGGGGCCCUGAAGGUGCGAGUGCUGCUGGCUUCUUUUUCCGAGGAGCAGCUGACCCGGUACGAAGUGUACCGCAGGUCCGCCUUCCCCAGGGCAGCCUUGAAGCGUGUGGUCCAGAGCGCGGCGGGCGGCGCCCCGGUGGAGCACAAUGCGCUCAUCGCCAUGGCCGGGGCCCUGAAGGUGCGAGUGCUGCUGGCUUCUUUUUCCGAGGAGCAGCUGACCCGGUACGAAGUGUACCGCAGGUCCGCCUUCCCCAGGGCAGCCUUGAAGCGUGUGGUCCAGAGCGCGGCGGGCGGCGCCCCGGUGGAGCACAAUGCGCUCAUCGCCAUGGCCGGGGCCCUGAAGGUGCGAGUGCUGCUGGCUUCUUUUUCCGAGGAGCAGCUGACCCGGUACGAAGUGUACCGCAGGUCCGCCUUCCCCAGGGCAGCCUUGAAGCGUGUGGUCCAGAGCGCGGCGGGCGGCGCCCCGGUGGAGCACAAUGCGCUCAUCGCCAUGGCCGGGGCCCUGAAGGUGCGAGUGCUGCUGGCUUCUUUUUCCGAGGAGCAGCUGACCCGGUACGAAGUGUACCGCAGGUCCGCCUUCCCCAGGGCAGCCUUGAAGCGUGUGGUCCAGAGCGCGGCGGGCGGCGCCCCGGUGGAGCACAAUGCGCUCAUCGCCAUGGCCGGGGCCCUGAAGGUGCGAGUGCUGCUGGCUUCUUUUUCCGAGGAGCAGCUGACCCGGUACGAAGUGUACCGCAGGUCCGCCUUCCCCAGGGCAGCCUUGAAGCGUGUGGUCCAGAGCGCGGCGGGCGGCGCCCCGGUGGAGCACAAUGCGCUCAUCGCCAUGGCCGGGGCCCUGAAGGUGCGAGUGCUGCUGGCUUCUUUUUCCGAGGAGCAGCUGACCCGGUACGAAGUGUACCGCAGGUCCGCCUUCCCCAGGGCAGCCUUGAAGCGUGUGGUCCAGAGCGCGGCGGGCGGCGCCCCGGUGGAGCACAAUGCGCUCAUCGCCAUGGCCGGGGCCCUGAAGGUGCGAGUGCUGCUGGCUUCUUUUUCCGAGGAGCAGCUGACCCGGUACGAAGUGUACCGCAGGUCCGCCUUCCCCAGGGCAGCCUUGAAGCGUGUGGUCCAGAGCGCGGCGGGCGGCGCCCCGGUGGAGCACAAUGCGCUCAUCGCCAUGGCCGGGGCCCUGAAGGUGCGAGUGCUGCUGGCUUCUUUUUCCGAGGAGCAGCUGACCCGGUACGAAGUGUACCGCAGGUCCGCCUUCCCCAGGGCAGCCUUGAAGCGUGUGGUCCAGAGCGCGGCGGGCGGCGCCCCGGUGGAGCACAAUGCGCUCAUCGCCAUGGCCGGGGCCCUGAAGGUGCGAGUGCUGCUGGCUUCUUUUUCCGAGGAGCAGCUGACCCGGUACGAAGUGUACCGCAGGUCCGCCUUCCCCAGGGCAGCCUUGAAGCGUGUGGUCCAGAGCGCGGCGGGCGGCGCCCCGGUGGAGCACAAUGCGCUCAUCGCCAUGGCCGGGGCCCUGAAGGUGCGAGUGCUGCUGGCUUCUUUUUCCGAGGAGCAGCUGACCCGGUACGAAGUGUACCGCAGGUCCGCCUUCCCCAGGGCAGCCUUGAAGCGUGUGGUCCAGAGCGCGGCGGGCGGCGCCCCGGUGGAGCACAAUGCGCUCAUCGCCAUGGCCGGGGUGGCCAAGGUCUUCGUCGGGGAGGUGGUGGAAGAGGCCCUGGACGUGUGCGAGAGCUGGGGGGAAAGGCCCCCCCUGCAGCCCAAGCAUCUCCGGGAGGCCGUGCGCAGGUUGAGCGCCAAGGGCAGAGUGCCCCGCGUCAAGCCCAGAAACGCCUUGUUCCCCUAGGCCGGAUGCCGGGGCCCAGCCUGGGUGCGCUGCAGCCCCUCCAUCUCCGUCCCUCCUUCCGCGGAUGGACCUUCCUCCCUGGACGGAUCACCUUCUCCUCCAAACUCCCCAGGCUGGGCCCCCACUCUUUGAAGGCACGCUGGCUGCCUGCCAGGUCCCUCCAGGCUGACUGGGGUCACCUCCUAGGGAAGGGGGGCGGGCACCUGGAGGCAGGGAACUCUCUGGCUAGGUGAGCCCAGCCUGGUCAACAAGGGUGCCUGCCAGGAAGGGUCCCGGCACCCACGGGGGCAACAGCGGCUGGCAAAGAGGACACAGCCUCCCUCCCGAGGUGGCGCCAUGCUCUCCCAGGGAACCCGCGAGCCAGAGGAGGCUGGGACUUGGGCGGCUUCUUCCCUUUGCUCCCGGGGACAUGAGAUCACCCGAACCUUCUCAGGGCUCACCCUCUGCCCUGAAGGAUGUGCGCAGAGCAGAAGUGAGCACCUCUGUGCUUGGGAGCCCUGACCUUAAAUCCGUGUUGUUGUUGUUUUCUU
This is a messenger RNA of Eptesicus fuscus (big brown bat), 3483 nucleotides long. RefSeq lists its product as uncharacterized. Gene Ontology annotation, molecular function: transcription coactivator activity; protein heterodimerization activity. Gene Ontology annotation, cellular component: nucleus; transcription factor TFIID complex. The record is from RefSeq and is a predicted model, not a curated record. Gene Ontology annotation, biological process: RNA polymerase II preinitiation complex assembly; transcription initiation at RNA polymerase II promoter. The coding region runs from base 149 to 2953 and encodes 934 amino acids. Lineage: Eukaryota; Metazoa; Chordata; Mammalia; Chiroptera; Vespertilionidae. The transcript has 15 exons.